This is a messenger RNA of Harmonia axyridis, 3644 nucleotides long. RefSeq names its product DNA damage-binding protein 1 (gene pic). NCBI's taxonomy places the organism in Eukaryota, Metazoa, Arthropoda, Insecta, Coleoptera, Coccinellidae. The record is from RefSeq and is a predicted model, not a curated record. Gene Ontology annotation, molecular function: nucleic acid binding; protein binding. Gene Ontology annotation, biological process: DNA repair; proteasome-mediated ubiquitin-dependent protein catabolic process. The coding region runs from base 99 to 3548 and encodes 1149 amino acids. The transcript is spliced from 14 exons. Gene Ontology annotation, cellular component: nucleus; site of double-strand break.
AUAAUUGACACAUAAGAACUAUCAACAUCAUAAACAAUUUCGAAUUUUCAGAGAAAUGCUUUAAAUAAAUCAUAACAGCUAAUUGUAAGAUUUCGAAUAUGGCUCAUCAUUAUGUGGUUACAGCCCAUAAACCUACCGCUGUUACGGCUUGUGUCACCGGUAAUUUUACAUCAGCGUCCGAUCUGAAUUUAAUUGUAGCCAAAGAUACCAGAUUAGAAAUAUACUUAGUAACGCCUGAGGGGCUUCGCCCCAUUAAGGAAAUAGGUUUGUAUGGAAAGGUAGCUGUUAUGAAGCUGUUUAGACCACAGAAUGAAAGUAAAGAUUCAUUGUUCUUAAUUACUGUUAGAUACAAUGCAAUGAUAUUAGAAUGUGUAAAUGAUGGUGAUAAUAUAGACAUAAUCACAAAGGCACAUGGAAACGUUGCAGAUAAAAUAGGAAAACCGUCUGAGACUGGUAUUUUGGCAAUUAUAGAUCCAAAAGCCAGAGUCAUCGGGUUGAGACUAUAUGAUGGGUUAUUCAAGGUCAUCCCAUUGGACAAAGAAAAUUAUGAAUUGAAAGCCUCCAACUUCAGGAUGGAAGAUUUAAAUGUUUACGAUGUAGAAUUUUUACAUGGUUGUGCUAAUCCGACAAUAAUUCUGAUCCAUCAAGAUGUAAAUGGUCGCCAUGUUAAAACCCACGAGAUAUCUUUAAGAGAUAAACAGUUUGUUAAGAUUCCAUGGAGACAAGAUAAUGUUGAGACAGAUGCUUCGAUUAUUAUCCCUGUACCAACACCUUUAGAAGGUGCUAUCAUUAUUGGGCAAGAGAGCAUCAUGUAUCAUGAUGGAAAGAAUGGAAUUGUUGUUGAUCCACCUGUUAUCAAACAAAGUUCAAUCAUAUGUUAUGCCAAAGUAGACCCGGGUGGUUUAAGAUAUCUCUUGGGUGAUAUGGCUGGUCAUCUUUUCAUGCUUUUCUUAGAAACCGAGACCAGAGGGGAUGGCACUGAAUAUGUCAAGGACUUGAAGGUGGAACUGUUGGGCGAGAUUGCAAUUCCGGAAUGCAUCACCUAUCUGGACAACGGCGUCCUGUUCAUCGGCUCCCGUCUGGGCGACUCCCAACUGGUCAAGUUGAACACGAAGGCAGACGAGCACGGUUCCUAUGUGACCGUAAUGGAGACAUUCACCAACCUGGCUCCCAUCGUUGACAUGUGCAUGGUAGAUCUAGAGAGACAGGGGCAGGGUCAGUUGGUCACGUGUUCCGGAGCCUUUAAAGAGGGUUCUUUGAGGAUUAUUCGGAACGGAAUAGGCAUACAGGAACAUGCGUCCAUCGAUCUGCCCAGCAUCAAGGGAAUGUGGGCCUUGCAGGUCGCAUCCGACGGAAAACUGGACAACACCCUUGUGUUGUCUUUUGUGGGACAGACUCGAGUCCUCAGCCUCAAUGGGGAAGAGGUGGAAGAGACUGAAAUCGUUGGGUUCUCUGGUGACCAGCAGACCUUCUUCUGCGGUAACGUGAUCCACGAACAGCUGGUGCAGGUCACUUCGGCUUCUGCCAGACUGGUUUGCGCCCUCACCAAGAGACUGUUGUCCGAAUGGAAACCGCCCAACGACAAGAACAUCAGCGUGGUGGCUUGCAACACCUCCCAACUGGUGGUGUCUACGGGAUCCGCGAUAUAUUACCUGGAAAUUCAUCUCAAAGAAUUGAUACUGAAGGGAACAACGAAUUUGGAGUUUGAAGCUUCGUGUUUAGAUAUCACACCGGUGAAGGACGGUGCUACCACUGCGGAAUAUGUGGCAGUUGGUUUAUGGACAGAUAUAUCUGUGAGAAUACUGAGGAUUCCCGAUUUGUCGGAAGUAACUAAAGAACAUCUUGGAGGUGAGAUCAUACCCCGAUCGGUCCUCAUGGCCUCCUUCGAGGGUCACUCCUAUCUCCUCUGCGCGCUGGGCGAUGGAUCCAUGUACUACUUCGUUCUGGAUAAGGAUUCCGGCUGUCUGACCGAGAAGAAGAAGGUCACUCUGGGCACCCAACCAACGGUGCUCAAGACCUUCCGAUCCCUCAGCACCGUCAACGUGUUCGCCUGCUCGGACAGGCCCACCGUUAUCUAUUCGUCCAACCACAAGUUGGUCUUUUCCAACGUGAACGUGAAAGAGGUGAACCAUAUGUGCUCGUUGAAUUCCGAAGCGUAUCCCGAUAGUUUGGCCCUGGCCACGGAUUCUUCGGUCACCAUCGGGACCAUCGACGAGAUACAGAAGCUGCACAUCAGGACGGUGCCCUUGUACGAGUCUCCGAGGAGGAUAGCCUACCAGGAACAGACGCAGACCUUCGGCGUCAUCACCACCAGGAUAGACAUCCAGGACUCGACGGGUCUGAACCCAGCCAGACCGAGCGCCUCGACCAUGGCCCAGCAGUCAUUCGUACCCAGCAGCGUGGCCUCGCUGUCAGGCGUCAAAUCGAGCACUAGCGGCCUUCUCGGCACCUUGAACCCGAUGCCCGAAUACGGACAGGAAGUGGAGGUCCACAAUUUGCUCAUCAUCGAUCAGCACACCUUCGAGGUGCUGUUCGCCUACCAGCUGUUGCCUCAGGAGUACGGGAUGUCCCUGAUGUCCUGUCAGCUUGGCAACGAUCCCAACUAUUAUUACGUAAUGGCAGCGGCCACGGUGAAUCCGGAGGAGAACCAGCCCAAACAGGGCAGGCUGCUCGUCUUCCAGUGGCACGACAACAAGCUGACACACGUGUCCGAGAAGGAGAUAAAGGGGGCCUGUUAUUCGCUGUGCGAAUUCAACGGCAAGAUCCUGGCCACGAUCAACAGCACCGUCAGGCUGUUCGAAUGGACGGCGGAGAAGGAACUGAGACUGGAGUGUUCCCAUUUCAACAACGUGCAGGCCCUUCAUCUGAAGACCAAGGGGGAUUUCAUACUGGUCGGAGAUAUCAUGCGCAGCAUGACGCUCCUGCAGUACAAGACCAUGGAAGGAAGCUUUGAUGAGAUAGCCAGAGAUUUCAAUCCGAACUGGAUGACGGCCAUAGAAAUACUGGACGACGAUAUAUUCCUUGGUGCCGAGAACUCCUAUAAUCUGUUUGUGUGCCAGAAGGAUAGUGCAGCGACAAACGAUGAGGAGAGACAGCAGAUGCAGGAAAUUGGCCAUUUCCACAUCGGCGAGAUGAUCAACGUUUUCAGGCACGGUUCUCUAGUAAUGCAGAAUCUAGGAGAGACUUCUACGCCCACUAGCGGAUGUGUAUUGUUUGGAACUGUUGGUGGUUCUUUAGGUUUGAUCACGUCGAUUCCUAUGCAGUUUUACGAGUUUUUGUUGGAGUUGCAGAAUAAAUUGGCUAAUGUCAUUAAGUCGGUUGGAAAGAUAGAACACUCUUAUUGGCGUGCCUUUCAUACAGACAUGAAGAUGGAACAGAGCGAGGGAUUCAUUGAUGGAGAUUUGGUCGAGAGUUUUCUGGAUCUUUCACAGGAGAAAAUGAAGGAGGUGUCUGAAGGAUUACAGAUGGUUCAAGAAGGUGGCAUGAAACAAGAUUGCACAGUGGAGGAUUUAGUUAAAAUCGUAGAAGAUUUAACUAGGAUUCAUUGAAAAUAUUAUGUUAUUUCUUAAUUUUUUGAGUAAUGUUUUAUUUAGUAUGUUAAAUUACGAAUUUUGUACAAAGUAAAGCAAAAUAAGACCAAAAAA